This is a messenger RNA of Diorhabda carinulata, 1362 nucleotides long. RefSeq lists its product as uncharacterized. The coding region runs from base 89 to 1297 and encodes 402 amino acids. Gene Ontology annotation, cellular component: basement membrane. Gene Ontology annotation, biological process: cell-matrix adhesion. Lineage: Eukaryota; Metazoa; Arthropoda; Insecta; Coleoptera; Chrysomelidae. The transcript is spliced from 9 exons. The record is from RefSeq and is a predicted model, not a curated record.
AUUAUUUCUCAAGAUAAGUAAAUUUUGAAAUGGAUAUAUAAUUUUAUCUGCGUUGAAUUAUCAAUUGUAACGCUUUUUCAACUGAAAUAUGUUUCGAAUAAUAAUUUUUUUUGGUAUUUUUGGUGCUACUCUAGCAACAGAAGACAGCGUUUUGUGUACCAGUGAUUUUUGUAAGGGAGUAACUUGUCCCGAACUACCAGAAAGAUGUAAAAUCCAAAAUUCUACUCACAAUGGACAGUUUCUGCUACAACCUUCCGAAUGCAAUUGCUGCCCCUAUUGUUUAGAAAAUUUAUGGGAAGGUGAAGAUUGUUCUAUUGGCGAUGUAUCUACUGGUAGUCCAACAACAAUUUGUGGUCCUGGUUUAGCUUGUACACCAUCAAAUCCCGAAAGUACUGACGGAACUUGUCAAAGAAUGAUUACUACUUGUACUCAACGUCAAGAUGACUUCGAUAACAAAAAAGCGAACGGCACUUUAGGUACAAUGGAAGUUAGACAAGAAUGCGACAGUGAAGGAGAGUUUGCCACUUAUAAUUGCAUUCCAGGACAAACGUGUUAUUGUGUGAAUUCUACUGGAAGUAGAAUUUUUGGGGAAAUAGAUUAUACAUCGAAGCCUGAAACACAAUUAUUUUGUAAAUGCUCAUUAGAACAUUACGAAGCGACAGUUAUAAUGGGUAAACAAUUAGGUCCUGGGGAAUAUUUUAGAUGCGCAGCCGAUGGAAGUUACGAAACUGUUCAAUGUAUCGACGAUAAAUGUUUUUGCGUCGACUCGUACGAUGGCGCCCCAACAUAUCCCGCCGAAAAAUCAGUAAAUAUAACCGAAGUUUCUAAAGACACAUUAGAAUGCUAUAAAAAAGAUGAACCUGGUAUUGUGUAUCCAGCAUGUACGGAAAUUUAUUUAAAAGUAGCAAAGGAAUAUGAGUCUUAUAAAGAAAAAGGAUACCGUGCGAUUUUAGGAUACCAAUAUCCAUCUUGUGAUUUAGACGGUACUUAUAAAGCGGUACAAGAAAAUUCUACACACAAAUUUUGUGUAGAUAAAGAAGGAUCUAUUUUGUACACAGUGGACAAAGUUGCCAAUGCCACAUUAGCUGAGAGUAUGAAUUGUAAAUGCGCGAGGGCUAAUCUAAUAAUGACGACGUUUGAAAAGGCAACUUGCGAUGAAAAUGGAAAUUAUUCAGAAAAACAAUGUAGAAGAGGGAAAUGUAGGUGUGUAGAUUACGACGGCAAUCAAGUGUGUAAAUCGACAAAUUGUGAAGUUGAUGAAAAUGAAGAAUUAAAAUGCCCAACCAGGACGCAGUAGAAGGCGAUUAAUUCCAAUUUUUUUCUUAUAAAUAAUAUUUGAAUCAAUAAAAAAAUGUACGAAAA